Molecule: messenger RNA, 3507 nt
Organism: Petromyzon marinus (sea lamprey)
Lineage: Eukaryota; Metazoa; Chordata; Hyperoartia; Petromyzontiformes; Petromyzontidae
Source: RefSeq, a predicted model, not a curated record
AUGCAGGACGAGGAGGAGGACGAGGAUGAUGAUGAGGAUCGGCAGCGGUGGCGAGAAGAGAUGGAAGCGCGCCCACCCGGGCUUGGCGCGCAGACUGUUGGAGCAAUUUCCGCAUGUUUCUCUCGACAAUCACACGUCACAACAGGUAGUCUAUCACACGUCACAACAGGUAGUCUAUCACACGUCACAACAGGUAGUCUAUCACACGUCACAAUAGGUAGUCUAUCACACGUCACAACAGGUAGUCUAUCACACGUCACAACAGGAAGUCUAUCACACAUCACAAUAGGUAGUCUAUCACACGUCACAACAGGUAGUCUAUCACACAUCACAACAGGUAGUCUAUCACACGUCAAAAUAGGUAGUCUAUCACACGUCACAAUAGGUAGUCUAUCACACGUCACGACAGGUAGUCUAUCACACGUCAGAAUAGGUAGUCUAUCACACGUCACAAUAGGUAGUCUAUCACACGUCACAACAGGUAGUCUAUCACACGUCACAACAGGUAGUCUAUCACACGUCACAACAGGUAGUCUAUCACACGUCACGACAGGUAGUCUAUCACACGUCACAACAGGUAGUCUAUCACACGUCACGACAGGUAGUCUAUCACACGUCAGAAUAGGUAGUCUAUCACACGUCAGAAUAGGUAGUCUAUCACACGUCACAACAGGUAGUCUAUCACACGUCACAACAGGUAGUCUAUCACACGUCACAACAGGUAGUCUAUCACACGUCACAACAGGUAGUCUAUCACACGUCACAACAGGUAGUCUAUCAAACGUCCCAACAGGUAGUCUAUCACACGUCACAAUAGGUAGUCUAUCACACGUCACAACAGGUAGUCUAUCACACGUCACGACAGGUAUUCUAUCACACGUCACAAUAGGUAGUCUAUCACACGUCACGACAGGUAGUCUAUCACACGUCACAACAGGUAGUCUAUCACACGUCACAAUAGGUAGUCUAUCACACGUCACGACAGGUAGUCUAUCACACGUCACAACAGGUAGUCUAUCACACGUCACAAUAGGUAGUCUAUCACACGUCACGACAGGUAGUCUAUCACACGUCACAAUAGGUAGUCUAUCACACGUCACAACAGGUAGUCUAUCACACGUCACAAUAGGUAGUCUAUCACACGUCACGACAGGUAGUCUAUCACACGUCACAACAGGUAGUCUAUCACACGUCAAAAUAGGUAGUCUAUCACACGUCACAAUAGGUAGUCUAUCACACAUCACGACAGGUAGUCUAUCACACGUCACAACAGGUAGUCUAUCACACGUCACAAUAGGUAGUCUAUCACACGUCACGACAGGUAGUCUAUCACACGUCACAAUAGGUAGUCUAUCACACGUCACGACAGGUAGUCUAUCACACGUCACAACAGGUAGUCUAUCACACGUCACAACAGGUAGUCUAUCACACGUCACAAUAGGUAGUCUAUCACACGUCACAACAGGUAGUCUAUCACACGUCACAAUAGGUAGUCUAUCACACGUCACAACAGGUAGUCUAUCACACGUCACAACAGGUAGUCUAUCACACGUCACAACAGGUAGUCUAUCACACGUCACAACAGGUACUCUCUUGAGUCGUAUAUAGAGCAGUGCGCAAACCACUACACCACCGCUCCCCACCAUAGAAACACAAACAUAUAAAUACACGCUUACUCUCCCACACACGUACAUGUAUGUACACUCACACAUACGCACACACAUACGCGUUGAAGAUGCCUGCGUGUCUCUGUGUGUCCGCGUGUGUUCCCUGUGCUGUGGGAGCAGCGGUGCAGGAGUUAGCGCACUGCACUACGAACCCGGCCACCCGAAUUAGAUUCUCUGGCCAACACCAUUAACGAUCAUCCGAACCGGUCCUGGGCCUCCCCUAGGUCGCCUCAGCCUCAAAUUAGCACCUGGUGCGUUGUGGAAAUACCGCCACUUGUGAGACAGAGGCGGCCAGGCGUGGUCGUGGCAACCCCUCGCGUGCCGUUCCAGAAUGUAUACGUACAGGCUCACAGCGCUUGCCCUAACAGUCUGUGAAGGCUACACGGGGGAUCUUUGUCUGCGGGAUCUCUCUUUCUCCGGCUAGAAUACGAGGUGACUUCUGCUCCUUUCGACUCUCGACUCCACUGCGGGGGACAAAUGCGAACGCCGCGUGGCCACGGGAACGAGGCGGGAUGCGGCCUCGGACCGCGGCGAUGCCCACGGUACUCCGCCAUCGUCGCGAUCCGAUCCCCGCGUCUCCCUCACCGCGGCAUUCACCGCCGCCGCUCCGCCUACCGUGGAACACAGCGUGCGCGGUUCUUACUGCAACAUCACCAGCCACGGUCUAUCCACUGCUGGAUGAGCUCUCACUAACCCAUUCCUCUGGCCAUCCCUCCGCCACCCCGCGAUGCCAGUACUCAUCUCGUGCAGGUCACCGAGCUGAUCCCCAUCCCUCCCAUCGCUGCUGUGGACCUCCUCUCGGGAGCGUUUUUAAUCCUUUGCCUGCCAUGCCGUGGUUAGUCUCGAGCCCCGUUCAUCAUCUCGCCUGCUAGCCAUGCAGCCUGCCCAUCGCCGCUCAAAAAUGAAUAUUGGCAGACAACGUGGUGUAAGAUUUGCAUUUAUUUUCUGGUCCACGUGCUCCUCCUCCUCUCUCUGCAUCUCAGGGUAAUUCUCAGAUGCGACUUUGCCUGUCCCGUUGCGCACACGAUGAUGUUGUUGCUUUGUUGCUGCUGCUGUUCCAUCGCAAAUCGCCGUUGUUGAUAUUUUUAUCAAUGCCAUCGCGUGGAAGAUGCAAUGAUUGAAAACUAUCUCUCUCCCUUCUAAGGCACUGUGGUGAAUACAUCCCGCGUCUCACGAGCACUCCGAGUCACUAGCCCCUCUGCCCGAGAGACCACAGCAGCAAUUAGAACAGGACAGGCGUGCGCGGGUCUCCAGCGAUAGACGCCGUGGUGGCAGGGGGCAUCCUCCUCCACGCACCGUGGCGGCCUCAUAUGGGACGUGGUUUGUGGCGUGGUAUUUUGCACGGUCGUUGGUGUGGGAUUAUUCAUGGUCAUCGAAGUACCAUUGGGGCGUGGUAUUUUGUGUAUUGUGCUGUGUGGUAUGUAGCAUGGUAUUCGCUGCACCGUGGCAUGUUAUACGUGGCGUGGUACGAGCACCCGUCCAGAGUUCAGGGGGUCUGAGACGCGACGAGAGGAAGAAGGGAGAGGAGUCGAACCGAGCGGGACUCGCGACUCGGGGGGAGUGGGGGCGGUGGGCGGGGGGUCCGCGACCCUCGCCCCCGAGUCGCCCCGCGGAUCAAUUAAUGGAUUAUUAAUUAAUUAAUUGGCGUCCCCGGGUCAGUGAACGCGGAUUGAGUGGGCAGUCCGUGAAUUUGGCUCCUGCGGCCACGUGGAGACCUGGCGCCUCCUGAUCAAUACUCAACAGGGCAUACAUAAUAUACACAACAUCAACACAAUAUGCACAACAUCAACAUAAUAUACACACCAUAAACACAAUACACACACCAUCAACACAAUAUAUA